Molecule: messenger RNA, 741 nt
Organism: Morchella sextelata
Lineage: Eukaryota; Fungi; Ascomycota; Pezizomycetes; Pezizales; Morchellaceae
Exons: 6
Coding region: 1-741 (246 amino acids)
Biological process (GO): maturation of LSU-rRNA; assembly of large subunit precursor of preribosome; ribosomal subunit export from nucleus
Cellular component (GO): preribosome, large subunit precursor; nucleolus; cytosol
Molecular function (GO): ribosomal large subunit binding
Source: RefSeq, a predicted model, not a curated record
AUGGCCCUCAGAGCUCAGUUCGAGAAUUCAAAUGAAGUCGGUGUUUUUGCGACGCUUACAAAUUCGUAUGCGCUCGUCGCUACAGGAGGAUCGAUGAACUUCUAUAGUGUUUUCGAGGCUGAAUUGGCGGAUAUCAUUCCUAUAUGCCACACCACCAUCGCCGGAACCAGAAUUGUUGGAAGAUUGACCGCUGGAAACCGAAAAGGACUCUUAGUUCCCACUUCAACAACUGAUCAGGAGCUGCAGCAUCUCAGGAACUCAAUUCCCGAGACAGUGAAAAUUCAGCGUAUCGAGGAACGGUUAUCAGCGCUUGGAAACGUUAUCUGUUGUAACGACCACGUCGCCUUGGUCCAUCCCGACAUUGAGCGCGAGACAGAGGAGAUCAUUGCGGAUAUCUUGGGAGUUGAGGUCUUCAGACAGACUAUCUCCGAGAAUGUCCUUGUCGGUUCUUACUGUUCCCUCUCCAACCAGGGCGGUAUCGUCCACCCUAAGACCUCAAUAGAAGAUCAAGACGAGCUUUCAUCGCUUCUUCAAGUCCCCCUAGUCGCCGGUAGUGUUAACCGCGGUUCCCCCGUCGUCGGCGCAGGAAUGGUUGUCAACGACUGGAUGGCUGUUACUGGACUUGACACCACUGCGACAGAACUGUCAGUUGUGGAAAGUGUCUUCAAGCUCGGAGAGGGCAUGGGACCUGGGAAUGUUCAAGGAUCACUGAGAGAUACUAUGGUGGAGACAUUUUAUUAA